UAGACAGGCCUCAUCACGACAACAGAGGAAAUGGGGGGAGGGAUCAAAAUCUUGACUCAGACAAUAGGGAGGUUAAGAGACAUUUUAGUUAGUUGGUGAAUAAUGUUAUAGCCGGUUAACAGACAGAAUUCAAUGGUUUCAUUGGCAGGCCUCUAUGUGUAGAUAUACAGUAAUUUUACGAUGACAGUGACAAAUUAAACUGAAAGAUCUCUGUAGAAAGAACUGAAGCAGUGAGCAAUGGAAUGCCAGUGUUAAAAUGCUGUAUUUGACUUGACAACUAAACAAAACAUCUACCGUUAUAUCUACUUCAGAGGAGAGGAGAGUUCAACUUUUGUCAAUAAGUCUGUGGACAGGGCCAAGCAUUCAAGAAAAGGCCCAACAUUCAAAAAAGAGGAAAGUGAGAAGUGGAAUUCAUCUGUGAUUUUAAGCACAACGGUGAAGGGAGAAGGACAUACGGAGGUGUCCCACCGGACCUCUGAAGAAGGGGAGACAUGGAACACUCCUGGAUUCUGAGCGCUGUUUACCUCCUGGUUGUCUCGGCUGCUGUUACACGUAACGGUGUGGCAGGACAAACUCACAAUGAUUCAGCGCCUACUACAGUGAUACAAAUUCAGAGUGAAUAUUUUGCAGUGGGCAAAGAUGCUAACAUAAGCUGCAGCAAUAGGACAUGGUCUGAUGCUCUCCAUUUUAUCUGGAAAAUAAACAUUAGUGGAGUCAACUGUCUGAUAAGUGAAUCUACCAAAAAUCCUCCGCACAACAACUGCACAGGAGGGAAAACACUCCGCAACACCACCAAUGGGGAGUCCUACCUGCACAUUCCUGACUUUGGAGUCAAAGAUGAAGGGACAUAUAAAUGUGAAGGGGUGUUCAGAGGUGGAGCUGAACAGGUCAUCAUUACAGUGCAGGCAGCAGUCCCUCCUGUUCUCUCCACCAGUCUAGAGCGGGAUGGUGGUCAGUGGUUUGCUGUCUGUUCUGCUGCUGGGGGAAAACCAGCGGCCAAAGUGUCCUGGGAGAUGUCGAGAUCUUCUGGGGUCACUGAGAGGUCGACCCCAAACGCAGAUAAAUCUGUCACUGUUGAGAGUUGGCUGCAUUUGCAAAACAAUGACACGAUGGACAAGCUGAUCUGCGUGGCCAAUCAACCUUCCUGGACUAACGAGUCAAUCUUGGAGCUUGGUGCUUGGAGCCUAAGUCGUGAAGGCAGUGCUUUUAAAUGGACCAUUCCAUUAAUAAUUGGUUGUCUGCUCAUCAUAUUGUCAGCGGCCAUCUUUUCCUAUGCUGCUCGUAAGCACCUCAGAAAAUUUAGUUUAUUCAUCAACCUGUGCUGCAAGUCUGACGGGACCUCAUCCACCGAGUCGAAACAGGCCCAGGAAGUGGAGGAGGUUGAGCCUUAUGAGAGCUAUGUGCAGCGCGUCAACUCCAUCUACAACUCUUCUGCUGACCUCUUCGGUGUCUGAUAUACAACACAGGCACAGCAGCACUUGUCUGCUGGGAGAUGUGUGUGUGUGUGUGUGUGUGUGUGUGUGUGUGUGUGUAAGCGUGCGUACUUGCAGCAAGCAGCUUUUGGGAAAUUAUGGUGAGGAGAUAACUCACUUUUGAGGUGUACAAGCCACUGUAGUGAAACACUCA
Molecule: messenger RNA, 1626 nt
Organism: Alosa sapidissima (American shad)
Lineage: Eukaryota; Metazoa; Chordata; Actinopteri; Clupeiformes; Clupeidae
Product: cell surface glycoprotein CD200 receptor 1-like
Exons: 7
Coding region: 492-1454 (320 amino acids)
Biological process (GO): regulation of neuroinflammatory response
Molecular function (GO): signaling receptor activity
Source: RefSeq, a predicted model, not a curated record